AUGGAGAAGGUAACAGCCUCCUGGGAAUUGGAGAUAGAAUUCUGUUUCCCUGGUGAAGUAAAUAUUUGCGUUCUCUUUAAAGCACUCUUCACGCCUCAUUCUGCGUGUCAACGAACGCUUCCAGAAGCAGCCAAAUCGGAGACAGAAGUGGCCCAACUUCCUGAAAAACAAUGCUCAUUUAAUGAUAACCAAGCCAUACUCUGGCCUUUACACGAAAUCAAAGCUUAA
Messenger RNA from Strongylus vulgaris, 228 nucleotides. The record is from the annotation of a GenBank genome assembly. Lineage: Eukaryota; Metazoa; Nematoda; Chromadorea; Rhabditida; Strongylidae.